GUGGCAGCAUGACAGGAGCUGUGUUUAACCCGGCCUUGGCCUUCUCCACACAGUUCCCCUGCAGUGGAAACUCCUUCCUGGAGUACUGCCUGGUCUACUGGCUGGGCCCGCUGCUGGGUAUGAUGAGCUCAGUGCUGCUGUUUGACAAACUCGUCCCUUCGCUGUUGAGGAAAUCACCGUCUCUUUCUCUCCCGCUGGAGACCAAGAAGACGACGUGAGCAUUGCCGGGCGGCCGUGCAAACCCAGAGCACACGUGGAGAUUUUGUUUCUGACAGACUGUUAAGCUGCUGCUGAUUUCAGUCGUCAGCAGAUAGAAAAAGAAGACUACUGAACACUGACAUGCUCUUUUAUAAAGACCUCAACCUGAACUUUUUUCCCCCUCCACAAUGGACUGUGAUAAUCCAGACAAUAAGUCUUUUGGAUGAUUUCACCUGAAGAGCACAUCUUAGAAGCUAAACAGAAAAGUAAAGACACUAAUUUGUUAUGUUUUUGUCUAAGACAGAACUGGGACAGGGCAUGCAAAUUGACUGGCUUUUUCCUUAACGAGGUGGUUGGUCAAACACAAAAAAUAAUGUCUAUGCAUGAGUUAUUUUACAUUUACACUCCGAUUCCGAUUCAAAACCUGUAAACGCUGCAAACGAUUUCUUUUGGAUCACCUCUAUAACUGUUCAGAAAAUGUCACUGGAAUAUUAACAUUUAUAACUAACAAAAGAAAGUUUGCCUUGUACUUGCAUGAGUUUUAGGCAGAUAUGGAAUCAAAUUUGAUUUUCAGGAUCAGACAGGAUCCACACAGCCUGAUAUCUGGUAAUGAAACAAGAUUGUAGUUGCAAUAAUAUACAUUGAGCCAAGUAUUGUUUUUGUGUAAUAGCACAA
Messenger RNA from Micropterus salmoides (largemouth bass), 873 nucleotides. RefSeq names its product aquaporin-11-like. The record is from RefSeq and is a predicted model, not a curated record. Gene Ontology annotation, cellular component: membrane; cytoplasm. Gene Ontology annotation, molecular function: channel activity. Gene Ontology annotation, biological process: transmembrane transport. NCBI's taxonomy places the organism in Eukaryota, Metazoa, Chordata, Actinopteri, Centrarchiformes, Centrarchidae.